Tilletiopsis washingtonensis is the source of this 570-nucleotide messenger RNA. RefSeq lists its product as hypothetical. The record is from RefSeq and is a predicted model, not a curated record. Lineage: Eukaryota; Fungi; Basidiomycota; Exobasidiomycetes; Entylomatales. Gene Ontology annotation, cellular component: mediator complex. Gene Ontology annotation, molecular function: transcription coregulator activity. Gene Ontology annotation, biological process: regulation of transcription by RNA polymerase II. The transcript is spliced from 3 exons. Bases 1 to 570 code for a protein of 189 amino acids.
AUGGCGUCUGCCGCACGCCGCGCCACGCCGCUCAGUCCUUCACCCUCGCCCGAGCCGCAGGACGGCGCCGGUGCCUCGGCUGCCGCGGCUGCUGCUGCCGGAGCCAGCAGCGACGCUCAGCGCCCGCCGUCGCCGCCGCCCGACGCCAACGAGCGCGCGCGCCGCCAGCUCGAGACGGCCACGCGCGCCGCCGUCGAUGCGCUCUACCAGCUCGCCGUGUGCACGGCCGAUGUGCACGAGGGCCAGGAGGGCCUCGUCGGCGCCAAGAUCAACUCCGUCGUCGCGGCGCUCGGCAACGUCUCGGCCACCGGCUCGUCGUCCGAGCUCACCGCCAUGGUGCCCGACGACGUGAUGGGCAUGAUCGACCAGGGCCGCAACCCCGACGCGCACACGCGCACCUUCAUCAGCCGUCUCGUCGCCGACAACCAGCAGAUGGCGUCGAUGACGAUGGCGCUAGACGCCUAUCACGACCGCCUCUCCGAGUCGCUCUCGCGCGCCUUUCCUGAGCUCGCCCAGCCCAUCGCCCAGAUGCGCGACGGCGAGGAGGGCCAGACGGCAGCCGGCACGUAG